AAUCUUAUAUAAACCUUUCUUCCUAUUCCCCAAUAUCCCACUCUCUUUCUCUCUUUACAAAACCUCUCUGUGAAGAAACACAGCAUCCGUACAAAAACAAUGGCAAGCAUAGAGCCCCAGCACGAGCACAGAGAAGAGGAAGAAGCCGCUGCCGGAGCCGAUGACGAAGAUACCGGAGCUCAGGUCGCGCCGAUCGUCAGACUGGAGGAAGUAGCCGUAAUAACUGGCGAAGAGGACGAAGAUGCUAUCCUCGAUUUGAAAGCUAAGCUUUAUCGAUUCGAUAAAGAUGGAAAUCAGUGGAAAGAGAGAGGUGCUGGUACUGUUAAGUUUUUGAAACAUAAGGAGACUGGAAAAGUUCGCCUUGUUAUGCGCCAAUCUAAGACUCUUAAGAUCUGUGUUAAUCAUCUAGUUAUUCCGACAAUGACGGUUCAGGAACAUGCUGGAAGUGAGAAGUCCUGUGUGUGGCAUGCAGCAGAUUUUGCUGAUGGUGAAUUGAAGGAUGAAUUUUUUUGUAUUAGAUUUGCGUCCAUCGAGAAUUGCAAGACCUUCAUGGAGACGUUUCAAGAGGUUGCUGAAUCACAAAAGAAGAAAGAUGAAAAUGAGGAUGCAUCUAAUGCUGCUGGCCUACUUGAGAAGUUGAGUGUUGAAGAUAAGAAGUCAGAAGAGAAGAGCGUGGAAAAAACUGAAGAGAAAACGAAGGAAGACGACGUCAAAGAUGAGAAGCCUUCUGAUAAUGCAGAGAAAAGGGAUGAGACUGCUUCAGACUGAGAGAUGUUAUGUCAUGUACGCCAGAUGUAGUUGGUGAGGUUCAUAAUACCGCCACAUUUGCCAACCAAAUUUGGUUAUAUUGUCUGGUCGAGUGCAAGGGUGGUUAAUUCGGUGGUGGUCUUGGGUGGGGUCGGU
Molecule: messenger RNA, 903 nt
Organism: Nicotiana tabacum (common tobacco)
Lineage: Eukaryota; Viridiplantae; Streptophyta; Magnoliopsida; Solanales; Solanaceae
Product: ran-binding protein 1 homolog a
Biological process (GO): nucleocytoplasmic transport
Cellular component (GO): cytoplasm; nuclear pore
Molecular function (GO): GTPase activator activity
Source: RefSeq, a predicted model, not a curated record